This is a messenger RNA of Pieris brassicae (large cabbage white), 706 nucleotides long. RefSeq names its product intraflagellar transport protein 22 homolog. The transcript is spliced from 4 exons. Gene Ontology annotation, cellular component: endomembrane system. The coding region runs from base 97 to 639 and encodes 180 amino acids. Gene Ontology annotation, molecular function: GTPase activity. Gene Ontology annotation, biological process: intracellular protein transport. The record is from RefSeq and is a predicted model, not a curated record. Lineage: Eukaryota; Metazoa; Arthropoda; Insecta; Lepidoptera; Pieridae.
GCAUUGUCAUUUCAAAGUGUUGUGUUGUGUUUAAUACAAAACAGUACUAAAAUAGUAAUUCGUUAAGCAUCAGUUUGUUUAUUUAUAAUAAUUAAAAUGCAAAUUCAGAAGCUCAAGAUACUCGUGAUAGGUCCUUCUGAAAGUGGAAAGUCUUUGCUAGCUAAUUUCAUAUCAGAGGCUGUGAAUUUUGAAGAUUCUGAACCGCGUCCAACUCAGGGUGUUAGAAUCGUCGAGUUUGAACUGCCAAAUCUAAGUAUAAACGACAAACAGUCCAAGGUCGAUAUUGAACUUUGGGACUGCAGCGGUGAUCAUAAGUUUGAAUCCUGCUGGCCUGCUCUUCGAGUUGGUGUCAGCGGUGUUAUAUUUGUAUGUUCGUCUAACUCGACGAAUGCACCACGAGAAUUGGAACUUUUAUACAACUAUUUCGUGUCGCAACCAAAGUUAUCUACAAAACAGUGUGUUGUAUUCUGCAACUGUACCGACGGCCAGGAGGAUACUGGUGUUUUGAACUUAUCCCCUACGUUUUCCAGAGUUUCCCAAGUAGAAAUCAACAUGAAUACAAGAAGAGAUCGUGUAAAAUUAGAUUUUAUAAAUUUUGUAUCAUCGAUUUUACAAUCCAUUUCUCAAAGUGAAAAUUAAGGCUACAAAAUAAUUUGGUUUUCAAUAUGUUAAAAAUUAGAAUUUAUUCAGGUGUAUAAUCGUUGAA